Messenger RNA from Trichoderma virens Gv29-8, 3027 nucleotides. RefSeq lists its product as uncharacterized. The record is from RefSeq and is a predicted model, not a curated record. Bases 1 to 2670 code for a protein of 889 amino acids. The transcript has 2 exons. NCBI's taxonomy places the organism in Eukaryota, Fungi, Ascomycota, Sordariomycetes, Hypocreales, Hypocreaceae. Gene Ontology annotation, cellular component: Sin3-type complex.
AUGCCGUCCUUCUCCCAGGACGGGAGGGUCUAUCGAGACGAAGACUUCUCCGGCACGUCAACGUCAAAGCUGGACCGCCGAAUCUCUCGACCUCUCCCGCCAGAUGGGACCUCGACCCUCCCCGAGAUGCACAUGGUAGACUCAAGGCCCGCGGCAUCCAGCUCCGCAGUGCCGCAGCGACACCUGGUUUUCCCAGAUCCCAUCGCUUUCAAGUAUCUCGAGAACGACCCCUGUGUGGAAGUGGUCCAGCGACGAAGCGUCCUCCGCGGCUACGAUCUGUAUCUUGUUGAGCAGUGGGCCUGCUCGAGGAGACCGCCGACUCUGGUUAUUACGACCUACACCGGCAACGAAAAGGAUUCCAUCGUGGUUGGGGUGCUAGCGGUGCCAGCAGACGAAAGCCUAUUGUCCGAGGAGGUCCGAUUAUACCUAAAAAAGACGGAGCAAAACCAUGCGCGGCCAAAGAAUACCGAGCUGGGAGAGCUCAUGAUCACGAAUCUCAGCAGUUUCCCGUCAUCGCUCACCGUCAUUGCAGUGCCCAAUGGAGAUCUCCGACAGCACCGCCACCUGUUCAUCGUCAACGAAGAUUUGAAACGGCUAGGAUGCUCGGGGCGAUCUGGUCUCACGCUUACGGAACCCACCGAGGCGACUCAGUCUAAAUUCCAGCAGCUUUACAGAACCAGCGAUCGAAUCCCAUUCAACCAGUCAGUGGUGGAACUUAUCAAACUUUGCCAGGUUGCCUUGUUCAUGUUCGACAAGUUGGAUCACGCAUACAUUGACGGCCUGCUUUGCGAUGUCACGGAAAAGGCAAUCAACAAUUGGUGGACCGAGGUUGGGGCCGAACACUACAAUUAUGAACCGACAGAUGGGAUUCUGGGGCCGUCGACCGUUGCAGCUCUGCUGGGGAUGCUAUUGGGCGCGAGAAACCGACUGCAUUGGCAAGGUGCCCCUGUCUCAAAGGAUGUCUUUGAUCUUGAGAGCACCAAGCGGGGCAUCUCCUACUUUCAAAAGGCCCAGAAGCUGGAAAAGACACGACGACUAGAUCAGCAAACACUUUUCAAGUUGCACACGGCAACUACGAAAGCGGCAGUCAAAGAAGACUGGGGUGUGCAAAAGGCCAUCAAGUCGACAGUCACAGAAAUUGGCGGUAAAAGGGGAGAGAUGGUUAUCGACAUGGUGUCUGGAAAAGACAAGGGUGGCCUUGCCGACAUUGAAACCGUGGACAUUGACAAAUUUGCUAGCUUGGCAUAUGGUGAAAGACCAAAGUGGCUUUGGCAUGGCAAGCCGCGCCGAACACCUCUGGAACAUCAUGAUCAAGACCAAGACAUCGUUCCACCCCUACCAAAGACGGAGGCGAGUAGUAGCCAACAACCCGGAAAACGGACUCAUUCCUUGCCAGUGGAGGAUGAGUUGGAGAUGAAACGGAAAGAUGACUUGCUCUCACCAGAUGUUGGGGCUGCUCUUCGUCCCAGCGUGAGCAUGUUGGAGGGCCCAACAGGUGAAAGAGAUGCGCUGCACAAAACUGUGUUCAAGAGCGUUGCUGGAAAAAUGAGCGACGCUCGAUCAGGCUUUGGACGUUUCAAGGACGUAGUUGGCGCCAGGGGAAGAGGCCAUGGAACACGACUGUCUAUAUCAACAAAAGAGGAUGUCUUGGAAAACGGAAACGGAAACGGAUCUGCCAACUACCCGACCCUUAGCAUCCCGCCGAGUCCUGCCGCUGUGGUUAGCCGAGCGUUUACUUGGAAGACGAAGCCAGAGGAAUAUCUCUCUGCCAUUAAACGAGGAGACCCUGACGCUUUGCCUGGACUUGCGGCGGCGGUGUCUUCGCCCUCAUCAACGGCGGACUUGAGAGCGACGAGGCUACUGGAGUAUGAGAGGAAGCCAAGAGAAUCAGACAGAUCGUUGGAAAUUCUCAGCCCGGACAUGCACAAGUACUCGCAUCAGAGGACUGCUUCGGCCGUGCCAUCAACUGGUGAUGAGAGUGAUAUUGAAGUCAUCUGUCCCGGUAUCAGGGAAAGAUCCAAUUUCCGGCAGCUGGCAUUAUCAAGGCGUCGCAGUUGGGAUAUGGCGGAACUAUGCUCAAGCAGAGUACUUGAUGAAAAUAGGUGGGCACGACGCAUGUCAUUUGGCGAUGCUGAAGAAGCCGUCCUGUCCUGGGAAGAACUUGUCGACUUGAUGGACGAGACAGACGAUGAGGAGGAGACCGAAGUUCGAGCCUUGCAUGCUCGUCAACUCGCCCAAUGCAUCGAUAACAUUGUCUUUGAUAUCGAACCCUGGGUCAAAGACAAGAUCAAGUUUGUCCAGCUGCUUGACGACAAAUAUAGCAGAGACAAGGUGGAAAUACAACACUUGCAUCACCAGCUCAGCGAAAUAUAUCAUCGAGUCCAGUACAACUCGGACGAAAUGCUAGCGGAAGAACGUGCAAGCCUGACAGAGAGCGUCAAGGAGAUUGAAAUUCUCACGGCACGCCUCGAUUACGAGAUCAAUGCGCUGGUACAGAAAAUCAACGACGUGGAAGACGGCAUCCAAAACUUUGAGAGACAGGUUGAAGAUGUCGAGAGACGAGCGGAAGAGCUGAAAAAGCAGCUCGAGACGGAGAGCUGGCUGCAUUGGUUUGUGAGAACUUUGACUGGCGUGGGGACCGGCCCCCAUAUCACCCGGUCUGUAUCAUGACACGAGCAUAUAUCGUUUUGGGAGUUGUUCUUCUUCUUUUUUUUUUCCUGCUCCUUUGUUGAUUAUUUUACCCCCUUUGGCUUUAAUUAUUUUUAAUCGUCAUUUGCUGAAAAAAAUUGGGUUGGAGUUGGAAAUCAUUACAUUCAUACGGGAUACAUGGAACAUUGGCGUUUUACUCAUUUCCAUGUCUCAUUACUCAUCAUCAUGUCUCAUUUCGCUUUAUUGUCGUUCUUGCAAGAGGAUAGAUACCAUUUCGCAGAGGAGAUGUUUGUUGACUCGUCACGAUGACGAUUGCUGCCCCUGGACAGCACUCAGUAUAGUCUUUGAUAGCUUUAUACAUCUUGACAUGAUAUAUGU